Molecule: messenger RNA, 4533 nt
Organism: Cadophora gregata
Lineage: Eukaryota; Fungi; Ascomycota; Leotiomycetes; Helotiales; Ploettnerulaceae
Product: Anucleate primary sterigmata protein B
Exons: 2
Coding region: 1-4533 (1510 amino acids)
Cellular component (GO): microtubule organizing center
Source: RefSeq, a predicted model, not a curated record
AUGGCGGAGGGAGAAGAGCACCCAGAAACCGCAAUAGCAUCACUGUCAACAGGGCCAGAGGAACGCCCGCAGACGGCGCGGAAAGAUUCGCGCAAGGUUCCUGGCGGCUUUGGGAUCGACGACCUGGAUGAUUUGUCCCCUGACAAGAAGGACUUCGACGAUUCGAUAUUCGAGAAUGCGCCGGUGAAUACGGAGGAACACAAGCAGAAUAAUCGAAUACCCUCCCUCGACCCAGCGACCCUACCUUCGUUACCCCCUCCAGGUGACAGCAGUAUACUGUCCAACCCGAGCGAGAAUGGAGGAGGAAGUGAUGCGCUGGGCGAUACGGUGGAUGAGAGGGCUAUGCAGAGACAUCUGAAUGAUGUAGAGUCCAGUUUCAUGCCCAUACCAUCACCCAUUAGUAUGGACGGGAAGAAAGGCGCAGAUGAUACAUAUCUAUUCGAUGGCGCGCAACCUCCUCCUCGAGACCAGCAGAGAUCACCCGAGAGAUCAUUUACACCAAGCAAAUCAGAACCUAAGGACCAGGUCUUAGAUGUCCCUCUUUCUCCUCCCACACCAGCGAACGCAUACCAGACGCCAGGAAUAUUCCGCGCAAACUCUGACAGUAUGGACGAAACCAUGGACACAGGUGAUACAACAUCUGCUUUAGAAACGAUGUCGUCCUCUCCAACAGCAGCUGCGGCAGCAAGAACUGUCUCCAGAGCGAUAUCUAUGGCGAGCGCCGGAGGUUACGAUGCAGCAUACGACGGAGAUGACUAUUCACAGGGGCCGACUGACAACGAGGACGAUGUCGAAGCUACACCUAGGAAGAAGAAGGGAAAUUCGUUCACCGAGUCUUCUGACAAUCAGUCGACCCUGAAAGAUGAUGCCUCGAAUCAAAGUCGUAAUACAUCCUUUGGAGAUGCAGGCAGCACCCCUGGGGUCGCCCUGCUCAAUCGAAAAUCGUCUGGUAGAAGACCCAAGUUUCUCCGGAGUCGACACGCCAGCCAGCACUCGUCGGUCUCCUCCUUCAUCACCAAUCCUGACGACGGCAGCGACAUUACACUUGGUGCGGACUAUGCAUUACAAUCUGGGGGAGCGGUUCCAGCAGAUGGGUUCUCGCGCAGCAGCAUGGGUCUUUCCCGGUCAAUCAGUCUGGGAAGCAUGGCGUCCGGUAUCGAGGACUUCUCAGGGCCCGGCCAGGAUGGUAGUUUUGCAACUUUGACUGAGGAGGAACAAAAUCGGGAGCGCAAACCAGGCGACAUGUCACCGCCAGAAACCCCUCGUGCAACGACAGCCAGGUCAUCUCUUGCUGCUCCCACAGAUACGGUCAUCGCUCGGCAUGUUAGGAAUGUCCAAGUUCCUGCUUCUGUUGCGCAAGAAUAUCGGAACAAGAAUGGAGUUUCGCCUAGACGAUCAGGAUUUGCUGCUUCAACCCUUGGAAGGAAUGGGAAGAACAUGACUCUGAAGGAACAAAGCAGCACUAUCGAGCGACUUUCCAAGGAGAAUUUUGAUCUUAAAUUGAAAGUCAUGUUCUUGAGUGACAGACUGGACAAGCUUUCAGAAGAGGGUGUCAAAGAGAUGAUUUCUGAGAAUGUGGAACUGAAGACUGGACUCGCAGUGAUGCAGCGAGAUAACAAGGCUUUGAAACGAAAAGUUAAGGAUCUCGAAAAGCAACUGAAGGAUGACGAAGAGCGGCCAUCUACAGCGGGUACAUCAGGAGGCGACCCGAGUCCAAAGUGGUUCGAUCAAGAGGGUGCACAAGAGCGAGAGGAGGAGCUCAUGUACUUGCGCGAACGUACCGAGGAAUACAUUACCGAGAUUGAGAAGAUGCGAAACGAUGCAAUUAUCCGGGAAAAUGAGAAGCGGAACCUGGCCGAAGUUGUCCGCCAAAUGGGCGAGCGUCGUGGCCAAAAUGUUGAGGCAAGAGAAGAGAUGGAUGUCUGGAAAGAUCUUCUGGAGCAAGAAACUUCUCGCCGGGAGCAAGCCGACGACGAGAACAAGAAGCUCCGCGAGGAAAUCUUCCGAUUGAAGACUGAGACCACAUCAUCCACCGGUAUGCCUGGUCUGAACCAUACAACAAAUAUCUACAACAUCACGAAGAAGCGCCAAGUCUCACCCUCAAGGCCAAGAUCAGGGAUGUCAUUCCGCGACGAUGAUCGGACGGGUGCUAUGAGCUCUGCAACCACUCUGGCCGAGGAUCUCAGAAGAGAGGCUGAACAAUUGAGGCACGAGAAUGCUGAGCUUCGCCGAGAAGUAGGUGCUCAGACUUCAAUGCUGACUUCCCGAAAUCGAGAAAAGGAGCGCCUGUACCAAGAAAUUGAAGAUCUCAAACUUGGUCAGCGACGAGGCGGUGGGUCCAUUGCCGGAGAUAGUAUUCUGGACCGGUCCGCUUCAAGAGCCCAUGAACGUUCUUCAUCACGAAAUAGUGUCGGAACCAGAAUCACAAACAUGGACGACACUGAACGAGAAGAUUUCGAGAACAAACAUGCCGAGUUGCGUGAUCGAAUAAACAGCUUGAAGAUUCACAACCAGGACCUCCAACGUGAGCUUGAAUCGUGUAUGGAAGAUUUUGAAACUGCUGUGCAGCAGAAGAAGGACGCCGAGACUCUGGCAAGCGAGCUGCAAGAAGCCUUGGAGCUUGCUGAGGCUGACUUGGUCACGAUGCAAACCGAUCGAGAUGAAGCUCUGCAAGGACAAGAAGAGGCCGAGAUCAUGUUUGAGUCUCUACGGAAAGAAGCCCAAGAAGAACUUGACGGUUUCGCCGAAGAGGCCGAUGAAGCGAAUGCUGAGAUUGAGCGACUUCGGACAGAGUUAGCAGACACCACGGAGAACUUCAACGCGCUGCAAAACGAGAUGCGAGAAAUGAGUGAAGGUCUUGUCAGGCUAGAAGAUGAUCACGAGGGCAAGGCAAGAAGGAUCGAGGAACUGGAACGAGAACUUGAGGAAGCCAAUCGCGAAUUGGAGCAGAUGGAGAAUAACUUAGUCGAAGCCAAUGGCAAGAUCAAUCGUCUGACAGUUCAGCAGGAGUCUAGCCAAGGCGAAAUCGCAUUCCUGCGGGAGGAGCAAGACGGCGACAAGAUCAAGAUUGGUGAUCUUGAGGCAGCAGUCAAGAAUGCCGAGGACGCUCUCCACGAAGAGCGAGAACGAAUUAAAGAACUGGAAGAACGACUCAACAACGAAAGAUAUCAACGUGAAGUUGUCGCCGGAAGAGAGAAGCAAGAAGUUCAACAGGUCCUCAACGAUCUCAACCGUGAAGCUUCCGGUGCCAAGGAUGAAGCAAGAAGACUUCGGAAGAGUCUCACGUCUCGAGAAGUGGAGGCUGCUGAAUGGAAACAGAGGCUUAUGGAACUUGAGAGUAAUUUGAGAGAAGCAUUGGGCGAUCUCAAUGGCACACGCUCAAGUCUUCUUAAUUCUAUUGCCAAGCUCCAACGAGAGCUGGAAAAUACCAUUCGGGACCUCGACGCCACCAAAGCUUCUCUUGGCGAGAAGGAGCGUCUCAUCAAACAUCGCGAUUCUCUCCUUGAGUCGCAUGCCUUGGAGUCCAGGAAGCUGGCAGACAUGCUUGACAAGGAGCGACAAACUCAUCGUAACACGAAGCAUCAAUUCGAGACUUUUCAAAAGACCCAACAGCACACCACACGGACACUCACACAGCAGGAGUCUCGUGUCUUGGAACUCGAAACAUCUCGCCAACAGGAUCGUAGAAAGAUUGCGACCCUGGAGAAUAACUUCAAGGAUCAGAUGAAUGAGCGAAACCAGCUCCUUCUUGCAUUGUGGAAUCGCCUCUCGGCUCUCUGCGGAAGCGACUGGACUCACAACAAUAGUCUCAUCAAUGGCCGUGCACUACCUUCUCUCGAGGCUGUCUCUACCAUGCUUCCGGGCUUCUCAAAGAAUUUACUCGCAGCGGUCAAGACCAUUGAGACCCUCGUUGGCGAUUUCAGAUCUCGUAUCCGCUCUGUGGAGAAGGAUCUAUGGAAGGAAUACCAGACCCUGGAGUCAAAUCUCGAGAUACGCACGAAACGCCUGGAUCGCCUCGAGACAAUGGCACGAAGUGGGAUACCUGGAAUUGGCAGUGACGGCAAAGCAGAGAUCAUGAAGCUCACUGAAAAGAACAGAGCACUCAAGAAAGAAGUCUCUGCCUUACGAGCCGCAGUCGACGUCCGCUCCAACACGUUCGAGAACCCCAGCCCAAGUCCCUCGAUCCCAACAGGUCCGCGCAAUAGAUCCGUAGACAAGAGCCGCACUUCGACACUCACCCGCAACCACUCCACCUCGGCCGUCGAAACCGUCGAUCGUCGCGCCGUCUCCAGAGCGGGGAGCAAUUCCACCGGCGAGAAAAGUGUCGCGAAUAGCGUCAAGGAGGACUACAUGCCGGACAUGAGAUGGCAGCUCAGACUCCAGGAAUUGGAGUAUAAACUCAAGGCUGAAAGGGAAGCGAGACUUGUUGAUCGCAGUAGCGCGAGACAACGUCUCGAAGAGAAGGAUCGCGAGAAUGCGAAUCUGUUGGCACAGGUGGAGAGGAGUAAGGUUAGGGAGAAUAUGGGGAGGUAG